AUGGCUGCAACAAUCUCAGUCUCGGUCUCUCUCAAUCUCCCCUCAAAUUCGCAACCCUACAGAAGACUGCCCUUAAUCCUUUCACCUUCAAAUCUCCAACACCCUUUUCUUCCUCUCCACAAAUCUUGCCAUUUCAACUCCAGAUUCUGUUUCUCCUCAAACUGCUCUUCUUCUCCUUCUUCAUCACCAUCAUCAACAACAACAACAAAUACAGAAACACCAAGCGCUUCCAGCACCUAUUCAUAUCUUGAGGAUUCAUUUAAAACAGGGAGGUUCUUGAGCAAUGAAGAGAUUGAAAAGCUUAAAGCACUUCAAGAUUUCACAUAUUAUCAACAACUUGAAACUGGGUCUAUUUUGGUUCGGGUGAUGAAGCCAGAAGAGAUGGAUAUCACCGUUAAAUUGCUUGCAGAGUCAUUUGCCGAGUCUAUGUUGUUGCCUGUUAGUUAUUUGUCUUUGUUGAGGUACUUUGUGAAGCAGUACUUGAUUGAAAGGAGAGCUGCGAUGCCUCAUGCAGUUACGCUUAUUGGGUUUUAUAAAGGGGAACGAGAGAUGAAUAGUGGAGAAGAAGAGGAGGACCUCGAAGAGUUGGCAGGGACUGUGGAGGUUUGUUUUGACAAAAGAGGUGCUAAUGCUUCUCCUCCCACACCUACCCCUCCUAAGAAUGCUCCUUACAUUUGCAACAUGGCUGUUAAGCAGUCACAUCGUAGGAGGGGAAUUGGUUGGAAUCUUCUGAAGGCAAGUGAGGAACUGAUUUCUCAGAUGAGUAGCAUGCAAGAUGUGUACUUGCACUGCAGAAUGAUUGAUUCAGCCCCCUUCAACAUGUAUACAAAAGCAGGUUACAAUAUCAUUAAAACUAAUAGCAUAUGGGUCCUAUUGAUGUUGCAGAGGCGCAAACAUUUGAUGUGCAAGAAACUUGCAGUCUUAAAGAGCCCUUCGGAACUUGAUAUUUCAGGCUCUGAUAUGGAAUUUUCUUCACAAAUGGAUACGUGGAAGUCAUGA
Molecule: messenger RNA, 999 nt
Organism: Dovyalis caffra
Lineage: Eukaryota; Viridiplantae; Streptophyta; Magnoliopsida; Malpighiales; Salicaceae
Source: the annotation of a GenBank genome assembly